This is a messenger RNA of Fimicolochytrium jonesii, 1124 nucleotides long. RefSeq names its product ribosome maturation protein SBDS-like protein. NCBI's taxonomy places the organism in Eukaryota, Fungi, Chytridiomycota, Chytridiomycetes, Spizellomycetales, Powellomycetaceae. The transcript is spliced from 5 exons. Gene Ontology annotation, biological process: cytosolic ribosome assembly; ribosome biogenesis. The record is from RefSeq and is a predicted model, not a curated record. The coding region runs from base 188 to 946 and encodes 252 amino acids.
GCACGUACAAAAAGCUGUUUCUCCUCGAGACUAAGUCAGUGUCGCGAGGCGCGCGCCAGCGCGUGUGGAACGGUCAUCGACUUCAAUCAGGAGGAGACGCAGCUUUUUGUCCCCUGACUGUUACAUGGCAGGGGCCUCAACUCGUCCUCAAUUCCCGUUCCCAUUCCACCCCCGAACAUAAUCAACAAUGUCAUCAAACAUCUUCACCCCCAGCAACCAGAUCCGGUUAACGAAUGUAUCCGUCGUCCGCCUGAAGAAGGGGGGGAAGCGGUUCGAGAUUGCGUGUUAUAAGAAUAAAGUCACUGAGUGGCGGAAUAACGUGGAAACGGAUCUGGACAAUGUACUGCAGACCCGGUCGGUGUUUGUGAACGUGUCUAAGGGGCAGACGGCCAAGCAGGAGGAUUUGCAGGCGGCGUUCAAGACGGGGGAUUUGGAUAAGAUCAUCCUGGAGAUCCUCCGCAAAGGCGAACAACAAGUCUCUGAAAAAGAGCGCACGCAAUCCCUCACCAACCUCUCCCGCGACAUCGCCACCACCGUCGCCGACAAAUGCAUCAACCCGUCCACCAACCGCCCUUACACGGUGACCAUGAUCGAGAAGGCCAUGACCGAGAUGCAUUUCAGCGUCAAUCCCAAUCGGAGCGCAAAGCAGCAGGCGUUGGAGGUUAUAAAACAGCUGCAGGAGAAGAAGGUCAUCCCGAUCGCUAGGGCGCAGAUGCGGGUUAGGGUUGUCGUGGGUGGGAAGGAGGGGAAGAGGGUGAGGGAAAAGGUGGUCGGGUUUGUGAAGGUGGAGGAUGAGGAUUGGGGGGAGGAUUAUGAGAUGGUCUGUCUAAUCGAUCCAGGCCAUUUUCGUACCAUCACCGACGCCGUGGCGGGCGAGACUAAGGGACGCGGGCAGGUCGAGGUUCUGAAUAUCAAGGACACGGAGGAUCGGGAUGAGGCAUUUUGAGUCAUAUAUUGCAUGCUCUCUCUGCUCUCCUACGCAUUUUGGUUCUAUUAUAUACAUAUUUCGGGCAUUAGGGGACAUGGCGGAUGGCGAAGUGCAAGAAAUGCCCGGUUUCGUUUUGCGAAUCUUGCCAUCGGAAGGGGAAUACAUCGCACUAUUGCGUGGAAGAUGUGGAGAUGGA